AUGACUUCCUGCGUGGCAGUGUUGGCAGGUCAAGGUUUUCUGGGCGCGAACCUAACAGUCGUAAACACGGCCGGGCCGAACAAAUCUCAGGCAGUGGCAUUACGGAACAGUGCUGAUUAUUCGACAUUUUACAGCUGCAGCUUCGAAGGGUAUCAAGACACCCUAUACAUACAUACUCACCGCCAGUUCUACAGAGACUGUGAUAUUUACGGAACUAUAGAUUACAUCUUUGGCAACGGUUCCGCUGUGCUUCAAAACUGCAACAUCUAUGUCCGGAAGCCCCUCACCGGCCAAUUCACUGUCAUCACAACCCAUGGCCGAACCGACCGCAACCAAAACACUGGCAUCUCCAUACAAAACUGCAACAUUUUACCAACCCCCGACUUGGCCACCUCUAACGCUAGAGCCCUAGAAGGCAGAGAAACCAAGACUUAUCUGGGGAGGCCGUGGAGGGAUUACUGCCGAGUCAUUUUUAUGGAAUGCUUCAUGGACGAGUUCAUCGACCCAGCUGGCUGGCACAGAUGGAACGACAGUGAUUUUGGUACACGCAAUUCGUAUUUGGCCGAGUUUGAUAACUGGGGUGGCGGUUCAUAUACUACAAAGCGAGUCACGUGGCCAGCAUUUCACCUCAUCAACGCCGUGGAAGCUCAGGAUUUUACUGUGUCGAGAUUUAUAAAUGGUGAUUUGUGGUUGCCGCAGACGCGAGUGCCUUAUACUGCAGGAUUAGUUUAGUUCAUUUAAGUUUAUAUUAUUAUUAUUAUUAUUAUUAUUGGGUGGAAUCGCAAGCAACCACUUAA
Molecule: messenger RNA, 797 nt
Organism: Humulus lupulus (European hop)
Lineage: Eukaryota; Viridiplantae; Streptophyta; Magnoliopsida; Rosales; Cannabaceae
Product: probable pectinesterase/pectinesterase inhibitor 20
Exons: 1
Coding region: 1-732 (243 amino acids)
Biological process (GO): cell wall modification
Molecular function (GO): pectinesterase activity; pectinesterase inhibitor activity
Source: RefSeq, a predicted model, not a curated record